GCGGUCUCCAAGGCCGUUUAGGUCUCAAACAAUGGCAAUUAGUAACCCCCCCUCCUCUCCCUCCACCCAAAAAGAAAAAACCAACCCACUUCCUCGCCAUCCUCACAAACCCAGAUUCCUCUUCAUAAUCAAAGGCGCACUAACCAUCAUCUUCGGCCUCAUCGGUCUCCGUUUCUGCGUCGACUUCCCUGAGAGAUGGUCAUCGCGCCUCUUCAGAGAGGAUGAGAUGCGCUUCUUGCAGCUACGGGUGAAGUAUCAGGAUGGUCCUGUGGCGCCGGAUGAUGAGUUUAAGGGGGGGUGUUUGUGGGAGGCUAUGAGGGAUUGGAAGACUUAUUGUGUUUGUCCGAUUUUGAUGUUUAAAGGGGUGUUUGGGUUUAGGUUUGCAUUUGGGAGUUUGCUGAUAUGCUGGGGUAGUUGUAUUGCGUCGCUUCUUGCUUUUGGGGGGACGAUACCGACGAAUUCGUGAGUUUGGCCCCCUGUUCUGGCUUAGAUUGAAUUUGGUUAUGGAAGAGGGAGAGAAAGGUUGACAGAAAUAGGGUGAACUACACUCUGGCGACCAUGGUUAAAUCCCUCGGCUACACUUCCAUCAAAGCCCAAGCUCUGACGGCUCCACCAUACGUCUUUGCAUUUUUCUGUGUCAUCGAGAUAGCGAUGUACUCUGAUAAGUAUCUCUGUCGUGCUCGCUCCCUUCUUAUAAGCUGUACGUCCCUCACCAUUACCUGCUUACCCACACCCCUAAUCCCAUCGUCUCCAAAACUAAAACUCGAAUAGAUGCUGUCGGCACCACGGGACUUAUUAUUCUUUAGCCUUGCUUGUCUCAUGAGAAGCUCUCUGGAGUCGCGUAUUUUGCGUUGUUUCUGGUGGUUGCGGGGUAUAAUAUGCAGGUGUGUAAAUUUCCUGGGUAUGAAGAGGAUGGUACUGUAGUAGGGGAAGUGCUGACGCAUUUGUGUGUUCAGGCGCCGGCUGUGGGGUCCUGGUUGGGAAGUAAUGUGAGAAAUCCUUCCAAGAGGGCGGCUGCUAUGGGAUGGCAGUCAACUUUGGGACAGGUGGGUGCUUUUAUUGUUCAGUGCUGUGGAGUUUCUGUUUUGUUUUGUUGAUGCUGUUGAUAUUGAUUUCAGAAUAAUAGCUUGUUGGUGGAACGGUUAGAGCGAAUAUGUUUGCUUUCCACCGCAAUUCAAUUGAGGUGGGAUAGCUAACUGACUUGACAGAUUUCUUGCAAAUGAAGCGCCUACGUAUCGAACAGGAUUCAUUCUUAUUCUAGUGUUUGUAUGUGCUUCCCCUUUCCACCUUAAGUGAUCAUACUUGAAAGUGUCGAUGUUAACAACACACUUCCAGGUUAUGAUCGGCGGCGUUGGAGUGACAAUUCUUAAUUGGCUUUGCCUUCGGGCUGCAACCCUUGAGAAAGAUCGUCUUCUACCUGAGGACUUGGAAGGAGAGUACACAGAGCAACAACUGUCGGAAAUGGGUGAGUAUUCGCCUUAUUUUAGGUAGGCAUCAAGCUCAUUCUUGGUGUGUUGUAGUAAACGGUUGACUAAUACUCCAUGCAGGUACAUUCUGUAAAUUUCUUCUAGUCUUACUUCUUUCCCAUGGAGUGAGCUGGAAAGACUUGGAAGAUUGCCGUCGAUAGAUGUGCGAAUCCUUUCCCGACAUGGGAUGGGUAGAUGGAUAGUCAUGCCGAUGUAGCGUCUUGGAGCCGAGUCCGACUUGUUGGAAUCGACAGACUGUGGAUGCAGUGUUACCCCGCAAGGUGGUGGAUGUUGAUAAUCAGGCAUGAGCGUCGACGUGGCAAGGCUAUUUUCAGCCCCACACGCGAGACUUUUCUCGGAUAUGGUAUCAUGUAGAUGGUGAUGGGUGCUCUUUCCUUGGUGAUACCUACCGUAUCCAGUUAGUCGGGUAAAUAGAGUUGGUAGAUGAGAAAAUCAACUCCUCGAGUAGGUCUGGGAUGUCAUCAAAAAAAAAACAAAGUCAAUUCAAUGCACUCAGAUAAGCGCACAUCAAGGUGUGCACACCAUAUAUACCAACCGUGUCACCGUGCCAUGCGCGAAUCCAAUUUUUCCCUCUCGUCCACCAUGCAAUGAUCCAGGACCGAGUCGACUAUUGGAUGCGCACAUGAUUCCCUCAGCCGCCAGAAUUUCCUUCUCCUUCAUGACCAAUGACCAAUAAGGUGCCAUGGUAUAUUCAAGGCAAAACGAGGCAAUCCCCAGCGUGAUGAGCAACGGGCAAUUGAUCAUCGCAACCGCUUGGGCGUUGGAGUCGUCGUUAGAAGUAUAAAGCGACCCUGUCGAUGGGAACCAUUCGGCUCUUUCCCCUGCAUGCCGCCAGGGAGUCAUUGGUUUAGAGCCAAUGAGGAAGGAGCGGUUCGUGGG
Molecule: messenger RNA, 2366 nt
Organism: Hymenoscyphus albidus
Lineage: Eukaryota; Fungi; Ascomycota; Leotiomycetes; Helotiales; Helotiaceae
Source: the annotation of a GenBank genome assembly